AUGCGUUUCUCUAUCGCCCUCGCUUUGCCUCUGGCCCUCUCCGUGGCCGCCCUCAAGGUCACCGAGCCUGCCAAGGGUGCCGAGGUGGAUCUCUCCAAGUCCUUCACUGUCAAGUGGGAGAGCGUCGACACCGAUGCCAACACUGUCGACAUCAUCCUGGUCAACAACGCCAUCUACCCCUCCGUGGAGGAGAAGAUUGCCUCCGACAUCGACACCUCCAAGGGCAGCUACACUGCCUCUGGCCUCAAGGAUAUCGCCAAGGGCUCCGGCUUCCAGGUCAACCUGAUGUCCACCUCCGAGAAGAACACUGGCAUCCUCGCCCAGUCCCAGCAAUUCAACGUGACCGAGCCCGCUGAGAGCUCCUCGUCUGCUACUUCUACUGGUACAUCAUCCACUGUUUCUUCUUCUACUUCUGCUUCUACCUCUGGCGUCUCCACUGGUUCUUCCACUGCUGGUUCCUCCACCACUGGAUCCUCCUCCGAGAUGUCCACUACCGUCACCAGCGUUGCCACCCUGACCGGUACCGCCGGCACUGCCACCGGCACCACCACCGGUACCUUCACCAAGACCGGUCUUGCCACCAGCGCCUCUGCCUCCGGCUCCGCUAGCGGCUCCUCCACUGCUGCCCCCACCCCCUCCACCGGUGCUGCCAUGUCUCUCAUCGCUCAGCCCAUCGCUCUCGCCGGUGCCGUUGUCGGUGCUCUCGCUCUGAACCUGUAA
Messenger RNA from Penicillium olsonii, 720 nucleotides. NCBI's taxonomy places the organism in Eukaryota, Fungi, Ascomycota, Eurotiomycetes, Eurotiales, Aspergillaceae. The record is from the annotation of a GenBank genome assembly.